UCGGCGCGGCCGUUCCACGCCGCCUGGCGCCGCUGCGCGUCACUGCCUUCUCGUGUCACUCCGGGCAGUGAUGGCGGAGGUGGACGAGACCGAGAUCAUAAUGAACUACCACGAAGACUUCUUGAAAAACGACAAACAAAUCAGCCGCUACCCGUUCUGCAUCGUGUGGACACCUAUUCCUAUUUUAUCGUGGCUGCUCCCCUUCAUCGGUCACAUGGGCAUAUGCACCUCUUCAGGAAUCAUACGGGAUUUUGCCGGGUCGUACUUUGUCUCGGAAGACAACAUGGGCUUCGGUAGACCAACAAAGUAUUGGAAACUUGAUGUGGACAAAGUCUGUGGCAACGGUGCUGCUACGUGGGACAAAGCAGUGCAUGACGCCUCCGAGGAGUACAAACGUAGGCCGCACAAUCUGUGCUUAGAUAACUGCCAUUCCCACGUCGCCAUGGCCCUCAACCUUAUGCACUACGACAACAGCACUUCUUGGAACAUGGUCAACCUGUGCGCGCUGUCUCUUAUUCGUGGAAAACACGUAAACUGGGCGGCGUUCCUCAAGACCUGGCUGCCCUUCUUCAUGCUCUGCGGAGUCCUCGGCACGUUCAUCCUAACACUCAACCUCCAGUAGCGGAGCGGUUAGGCUCAGCGGGAUGACUCGUAGUCUUUGGUUGUACUUGAUGUAUUGUUAUUGGCUGUUGACGUGAAUGAUGGUGACGUUUAUGUACCGUCACAAAAUGAAGGACUUUGUUGUGUGUUCGUGAUGGAGGCUUUUUAGGGAAAAUUUUCGUUUGUGUUUGGUUUUGAAAUAAACUAAUGUUAUAACAAUUUACAUGCUUAAUUUAGUAGGUGAGUAAGCUACUUUAUUUUCAAAAUGUACUGUUUUUCACACAGAGGCUUCUGUGUUGGUGUUUUGCUUACUAAGAAUUAUACAAGUAUGAUGAUGAGCCGUGAUGAAUGUGUUUCUGCACCAACUAAUUUACACUUCAGUGAUGGAUCACUA
Molecule: messenger RNA, 994 nt
Organism: Gasterosteus aculeatus aculeatus (three-spined stickleback)
Lineage: Eukaryota; Metazoa; Chordata; Actinopteri; Perciformes; Gasterosteidae
Product: transmembrane protein 222
Source: RefSeq, a predicted model, not a curated record